AUGACGAACACAAAUGAAUGUAAGGAAGGCAAUAAUGAUGUUAUUGUUGAGCACACAAAAAGCCAUUAUUACGAUAAUGAAGUUAAAAAUGCUAUGAAAUCAAAUCGGCACGAGGCCAACUGGAAUAAAAUUGUCGUCAAGACACCAACACAAACCAGCAAGGCUGCUGCUCUCAAUCUCGCCAAAUCACUGAAACAAGAAAAAACUGUUGUUUAUAUACUGUCGAAGAAGACUUCAGCUACGGAAUUGCAAGAUGCCAUUGCCGAAGCACCUCAACAUGUUAAUAAACCAGAAGUCUUCUUUAUUAAAUAUCGCACAGCUGAAGAAGCUGCACAUGCUCAGCGACAAAUUCAAACACAGUACGAUAGUUUGGGUGGCAGUUCCACUAUUACAGAUGAGGGUGUGGCACCAGUAAUAUCUGUUAUAGGUUCAUUAGAUGCUCCUGAGGAAGAGGAAAUUGAUGAACAACAAUUGCAGCAAUUGCCACAGGAACAGAGUUCACAACAACAGCAACAAGUAACGCAAUUGUAUCAGCAAUCGUUGGUGAAUGGUAACAGCAUUGGUAAUCAAUAUUUGCCACCGAGUCAGUAUUAG
Molecule: messenger RNA, 594 nt
Organism: Teleopsis dalmanni
Lineage: Eukaryota; Metazoa; Arthropoda; Insecta; Diptera; Diopsidae
Exons: 2
Coding region: 1-594 (197 amino acids)
Source: RefSeq, a predicted model, not a curated record